Messenger RNA from Tigriopus californicus, 1163 nucleotides. Its product is annotated as B9 domain-containing protein 2-like. The record is from RefSeq and is a predicted model, not a curated record. The transcript has a single exon. Gene Ontology annotation, cellular component: MKS complex. Gene Ontology annotation, biological process: cilium assembly. NCBI's taxonomy places the organism in Eukaryota, Metazoa, Arthropoda, Copepoda, Harpacticoida, Harpacticidae. The coding region runs from base 592 to 1119 and encodes 175 amino acids.
UGAUGAACAUUCUAUGAUGUUUUGUUGAUAUGGCGCGAAUCUAGACAAGCCACAGCUUACAUCAAGCACUUACUCUAACUGCCUUCCCCGUACACUCUCGGUCUGAAAGUAGCUUGAGGAGUUUCCGUCGCUCAAGGUCAAAGAUACAUGGGAUAGCCGCGAAUCAUGAAGCGAACCGAAGGCACUAGAGAGCAAUAAAUCCCACAAUACUACUCUUGCGCCAAAUGAGUCUGCGUUGUUGCUAAUAGAGAGUUGCCUUGUUUUACUAAGAUUAUCUCGAUCAAGUUGUAAGUUUCAAUAUUACAACAUAGCGUAAGCUUUUGAGCCUGCAUCAAUAUGAUGAUGAAUUGUCUCGCCAACCUUUUCCAAGCAAUUUUAUAACAUCUUAGCGCUUUGUAAGAAUGUUUUAGCUAGUCUUAGCAUGAUCUUGCAAUUUAAUACGCGCAAGGUAUACUGUAAAAAUUGCAAACCUCUCAAUUUUCAAUAGCUUUCUGAAUACCUGCCUACUCGAAUAUUUGUCCGAAAAAAUUGAAUGGUGCCAAGUCCAAAACUAUGUAAUUGUGAAUCCAUUUUAACCUACGCCGUGGAGAAAUGGCGGAAGUACAUUUAAUUGGUCAGAUCAUUGGGGCCAGUGGAUUUCCAAAACAAGGCCUCUUCUGCAAGUGGAACAUUCAGACUGGAGGAGCAUGGAAAUUGUUACAAGGUGCCAAAGAGGGUCAGACUCAAGUUGACACUCCCAACAUAGGGGAGACUUCGUAUUGGUCUCAUCCAGUGGACGCCCAUUAUGCCACUCGGGGACUUCAAGGGUGGCCUAAAAUAUUGGUCCAGGUGUUCCAUCAAGACAGUCUAGGUCGGAACAGCCUGGCUGGAUAUGGAUUUUGUCACGUUCCAACCUCUCCGGGACACCACAACCUAGAUAUUAUGACUUGGAGACCUGCCGGGAGCUUCAGGGAUACCAUAGUCCAACAUUACCUCGGAGGAUCUCAUCAAUUGAGGAACCCUGAACUAAUGGUUUCCAGUUCAGAUCGACACCGGUUGACCACGAUCGCCAUGGGAAAAGUCCACAUUCAAGUGGGUGUUAUUGUGCGAAAUUUCGACAAGUUCGGCGUGGAGUGUUAAGUUUUUUCAAAUAUAUUUCAAUUUCUUAUUGCCUUUUUUAAAUA